GAAAAAUUUCAAUUGAUAUUUGUGUUUGUCGAUUGGCAUUUUCCGAUUUUUUUUCUCUGACAACUGACAUAAUUAUAAUUAGAAUUCCAAUUAUUUUUGGAUGAUAAUAAUUUUCCAACGUUAAAUUUAAAAAAAAAAAUGCAGUACUAAUUUUAUCGGAAUCAUAUAAUCAAAGUUGAUUAUUUCGUUUUGUUUAUAUCUUGAUUGCUCAAUAUAUGCGAUCGACUAUUCCCGCAUGUGUAUGUUAAUUUAAAAGAAAACGAUUCUGUUUUCAAUAAUAUAAAUCGAAAAAAAAUUGGAUUUUUAUGGAUAUUUUUUAAAAAGAAAAUCCUCUGUGAAUCGGAAAUUUUGAUUCAAAAAUUAUGACAGAACAACUGUCAGUUAAUCCACAAUUGAGGAUGGACGAAUCCUUGAAAACAAAUUCUGUUGAUCAUUCAAUGAUUAAUGGAAGUGACAAUCAAACAAUGGAUCAAACGGGCAAUAAUCAAGCAUUAAAUGAUCCAGUAACGAAAGCUGUUGUCGAUAAUAUAAUGGGAAAUUUGCCCACAAAAAAACCUUUUUAUCGUUGUGAUGAUUGUGAUCUCUCGUUUACAAGUAAUACAGUAUUAGAUGCUCAUUUACAAGGCGCACGUCAUGCUAAACAGAUUAGAUCGAAAACCAUAAUGGCCACCUUAGAUGAAUCGAAAAUUCCAUUUGCUAAAGAUGCAGAAACAAAUGGACUUCAAUGUAACGUUUGUAAUGUUCGCCUCAAUUCGUUACAACAACUUCACACGCAUUUAAAUGGAAAUCGACACAAAAAGAAAGCGAUAAGAGGGGGAUGGCGAAUUCCUGAAACGGAAGCUGAUAUUCAAUUAGGAAAUCCAUCAUCUUCGCAAAAGGUUAUAACUGGACAAUUAUUACAAAAAACCACUUGCCGUCCUUGCAAAGAAACGUUUGACAGUCUAAAAUUAUACAAAAAACACUGUAUUAGUAAGAAACAUCUGAAUAUGGUGAAAUUAAAGAAGAAGGAGAAGAAACGAAGAAUAUUUAUUGAAUUACAAAAGAAGGAGGCAAAGGCAAAUCGUAAUUCGUCGGAUAUAAACUUUGACUCUAAAUCAACAUUGCAGGAUUAUUUUGUGUCAAGUGGCUUUAUUCAUAAUGGCGUGGCUUGCAAAAUGAGUGAUGACGCUUUUUAAAUACGAGAGAGAAACAAAAAGACUCAAAAGUGCGUUUUGAAAAUGAUAAAUUUUUACCAAAAGAAAAAAACGGGAUAACGAAUCUAUAUAUAAAUAUGUAAGUAUUAUUAAUUUUUUUUAUUUUUUUUUGUCUUUUUUGCAAAAAAAAAAAAAAAGAAAUAUAUUUGAAAGAACAGGAAUACAAUAAUAUAAUUGUAAAAUUAUAUAUAUAUAUUUCAAUUACAAAAAUAAUUGAAAAUGGUGCAUGAGUUGAAAUCUCGGUAUAAUGCCUGGAUUACAAUUAAAAAAGCCGUGAAUAUGA
Messenger RNA from Leptopilina boulardi, 1476 nucleotides. RefSeq names its product zinc finger protein 346-like. The coding region runs from base 363 to 1175 and encodes 270 amino acids. Gene Ontology annotation, molecular function: nucleic acid binding; zinc ion binding. NCBI's taxonomy places the organism in Eukaryota, Metazoa, Arthropoda, Insecta, Hymenoptera, Figitidae. The transcript is spliced from 6 exons. The record is from RefSeq and is a predicted model, not a curated record.